Corythoichthys intestinalis (scribbled pipefish) is the source of this 4593-nucleotide messenger RNA. Its product is annotated as zinc finger protein 184-like. Gene Ontology annotation, cellular component: chromatin; transcription regulator complex; PcG protein complex. Gene Ontology annotation, biological process: regulation of transcription by RNA polymerase II. Gene Ontology annotation, molecular function: DNA-binding transcription factor activity, RNA polymerase II-specific; RNA polymerase II cis-regulatory region sequence-specific DNA binding. The record is from RefSeq and is a predicted model, not a curated record. The transcript is spliced from 3 exons. The coding region runs from base 75 to 1856 and encodes 593 amino acids. Lineage: Eukaryota; Metazoa; Chordata; Actinopteri; Syngnathiformes; Syngnathidae.
CUUUCUGUUCUUUUCUUUCGUGCUCAUUUCUUCUAACCAAACGAGCUCCUUCGAAACAUUCUCAUCGGACUAAGAUGGCGGAUGGGACGGCAACAGCCAGCUCUGGAGCUCCGGCUUUCUCCAGAGUACGUCUAAAACCGGAGGUUUUCCAGACAAUUGAUGGGAAAAUCAUAGUUGAGGAUGAACUUUUACACUUCCUGGCUAUGAAAAUACGAACUUUAAGUCAGGAUGAAAUUGUCAUCUUGGCUACCAACUGUUUCGAUUCCGAUUGGAUUGAAGCCUCAAAGAAGACUCUGUUUGAGCUUUGUCCAACUACACAGCAGAAUGUUUCGCACAAAGGUGCGCAAAAAGACGUGAAUAACAUUAAAAGCUGCCUCAAAGUCCUGAAUGAGUGUGGUGACAAUGUCCCACGGUUUGUCUCACACUAUCUCGAUGAGCUACCACCAGUGACAUUUGCGAACUUGGAUGUUUGUACCAUUCUCCGGAAAGUGGAGCAGCUACACGCGGAGGUUUCUGCAUUGAAGAGUGUGCUACAUCUGCAGGUUGAAGCCAGUGAUAAUCUACGCUCUGUGGUGGUGGACGUAACCCGUCGGGUCACUGACCUGGAAAUGUUUGCUGAUCACGGCUGCACCGGGCAGAUCGCAUCGAUGAGGCGUCCGGUUGUGGCGAAUGCUAGUGCUAGCCCUGAGAAGGCUAAUGACAGCCCUGCGGCCGGGACCGGAAGCGCUGCGCAGGGAGAACAGCUAAACGCACUGUCGCCGGUAACUGUGGAGGUGGCUACCUCACCAGUUACAUCGGGGCUGACGACGUCUCAUCCCGAAUCCCCAAAGUGGACCCGCAUUGUAAGGAGGGGUGAACAGAGGCGUGCCGUGAUGACCGGUGCCACAUUGGGUUCACGCGACACUAAUUUGCCAACGGUGCCAAGGCAGUCUGGCAAAGCUAUUAUCGGUACUGGAUCAUCUGGAUAUAUCAAAGUGGUCAAAACAAAGCAGUGUCCUGCAGACAUCACUGUAGAAGGUCUUCACCCUGAGAUGUAUGAUCACCUCCUCGUUAAACAGGAGGAGAAGGCUGAGAUACCGUGCAUCAAACAGGAGGUGGAGCCAUUAACCUCCUACAUUAAAGAAGAAGAACAGAAAGAUGAAAUCUCCACAUUUCCAUUGACUGUCAUUGUCAAGAGUGAAGAAGAUGAAGGUCCAAGUGACGAGAGCGGAGCAGCGAAACCUUUGACCUACAGCACGGUUCAACAUCUCACAACAAAAGGAGAGGAACAAUCGCAAUCUGACGUCUUCUUGGCUCCAUUCUCGGACAGCAACGAUGUAACAGCACACCCUUCUAACUUUAUCACUGAUGGGGAGGAUGUCGACUUGGGCCAAAAUGCUUCGAAAUCCUCAAACAAGUCAUCAUUGAAAAAAGACACAAAAGAACGCGUGGGUGGGAAACCAUUUACCUGCUUACAUUGCGAUAAAGGAUUUUAUUGGAAUGCUGAUUUCGAAAAGCAUAUGCGUACACACACUGGAGAAAAGCCUUUUGUCUGCAUAUUUUGUGGUAAAGGAUUCACCGCGAAGGGAACUUUAAACAGACACAUUAGCAUACACACCGGAGAGAAGCCUUUCGCCUGCUCACUUUGCGAUAAAAGAUUUUCUCAGAAGACUCAUUUAGAAAUGCAUAAGCGUAUACACACUGGAGAAAAGCCUUUUGUCUGCACAUCAUGUGGUAAACGGUUCACCGAGAAGGGAACUUUAAACAGACACGUGGCAACACACACUGGAGAAAAACCUUUCGACUGCCCACUUUGUGGUAAAAGAUUCGGUCAGAAGCGACAUUUAGUAACACACGUUAGAAGCCACACUGGGUAAAAACCUAUGAAUUGCAGUCUGGGACGAAAUUUUCUGAUUUCUGCCCCAACUUUACAGUGGGAAAAUGAUUUCAAUAUCCUUAUUCUGUAUCUCUGGAUACUCUUUUGAAAAAGUUGUUGAAUGAUUUGUGACAAUUGACACCCAGCUAUACAUUUCCUUUUUUUUUUUUUUUUCUUCUUUUUUUUUUCUUUUUUUUUUUUUUUGACACGGAGAAUGGAAGUCUAAGUGUCCGGUUGGUCUGAACAGUUUUGAUGUUUCACAUUGAGAGUAUGACUUACUCCCAUUGUGAUCAUUCAACAUAUCUCGUUUAUUCUGACAAAGCAGCGAAACAGGAAGAGGGUAUAGGGGAACAGAAGAAAAGAAACACAAGAGAAGAAAAGAAACACAAACAACAACAACAAAUACAUUGAACGCCUACACUAGCUAUGAAUAUGUUGGUGCUAUCGUCAGUAAGAUGUAUUUCCGGUUGACACCAUGUGGGGGGCCUGUUGACCAGGAAAAGAAGGGGAGGGGGGUGGGGAAAUCUAUAAACUAAGUGACUGGGAGGGGUAGAAUGUACACUCAGCAGCUCUGUGAUCUAGAACCUAGUAAUUGUGUGAAUCUCUUGUGAGUGUAAGCCCGUUGGCAACCUACCCUACGCCGCUGCACUGCCAGCCCCGGGACCCCUGACCCGAGCGCGCCCAAUCACAUCUAGCCGUACACGAGCCCCACCAAACACGCGACAGCCACGCAGACGAGCGGAGACACCGCGUAGGCGCCAACCCAGGGCCACGGCUCCCAGCCAGCUCGGGGAGGCAGGGCAGUUGGGGGGGGGGCAGCCCAUCCCUCCUCCUGCAGCCCAGCAAAGGCGCCAUCGUCACCCCCCCCCCCCCCGGGAUCCAGGGUGGUCCCCUGGGCCACCCUCGCUCCCAUCAACGAGCCCUCAGGGAGGGGAAGAGGGGACGCACCACCAACCCCACGCCUGCCCCAUCCCAGUCCGCCCACCUGGCCCAGGAGCCACAGCCCCCCAAGCAGCACAACACACCACAGGAUCCCCAGCGGCCCACCAAGUCCAGGGCAAGGCAGGGUCCCCUGCUGGAGCAGGCGACAUCCAGCCGAUACACCUGCGACCCGCAGCGGAGCGCAGGACGGGUACCCAGGCAGAGAAGAAAGGGUGAGGUGGAAGUAGAAGAACACCGAGGAGCCGGCGCGGGACGACGCGAGAUCAGAGCCCUGACCUCCACCCACUCCCGCGGCCGGCAGCCCAGGCAGAGGGGAGGCCACACCCUGGAAGCCACGCUAUAGAUGUUUACAAGACAUCUAUUCAUGGCUCUCCUCAAACGUGCCCACUAUUCAAUAGCUCAAAAUCAGAAGUCCUUCGAGUUGACACUACCUCACGAACAGUGUUGGUAAUCUUUAAAAAAGUAAUUAGUUACAGUUAUAAAUUACUUCUUCCAAAAAGGAGCAAUUCACUACUUUGUGGUCUCCCUAAUACAGUAAAUCUCUCCAGAAAUUGCAGCUCCUUCAAAACUCGGCAGCACACCUCAUCGCAUGAACCCUGCAUCACCCCCAUCCUCCGUCAUUUUCAUUGUGUUCUGGUCAAAGAAUUUACUACAAGAUCCUUCUCACCACUUUCAAAACUAUUCACGGCCUGGCCCUACCCUACAUUUCUGAGCUCCUUUGGACUAGUGUCCCUACCCCAUCCUUCGUUGCUCUGGAAAACAGUACGUAAUUGUACCUAACCAUAUCUUAUUUUUUACUUCAUUUUAUCAAUAUGACUUGUUCUGUCCUCACUAAACGCGAAGUUGUUCAGCUUGAUAGACAGCAAACAAAGCAAUUCUGUUUUUUUAAGCAUUUUACUUCAAUUUUUACAAUUUGUAAAGCUGUAACACACAUGUACACGUCUGUUCAAAACGACACGCAUUUUGACAAUAAAACACUCGACACAAAACGAUUGGUGUUCAAACGUUCAUCUGGUCUGAUCAAUAUGUAAAUUUAGUAGAUUAAAUUAGCCUAAAUUGCUACACAAAAGUUCAGUAGCUUAAAUGCUACGAAUAUUAAUGUAUUUACAAUUCUCAUAGCAAAUCGCUCACACAUAGCUCCACAAACUGUUGCUCUAAACUUAAUUACAAAUGCAUACACAAACAUAGCUGAAGCAACUUAGAGCAUUAUGUGGGCCAAACCAGAGCGCAUCCUUUAUCGAUGUGAGACGUCUGAGUGCUCCUGUAUGGAAGCAUUAUUGAACAACAGUUCAGCCAGACCCACACUGCCACUAAAGGGCAGUGUAUCCUCCAACAUUAAAUAAAAUACAAUACUUUUGGACUUUAUGGAUAGUUAUUUUGACAUUUUAAAGGGUUAAUUCUGAUUUACGCAGAAAUUUGGAUUACUUCGCAAGCGUAGGAAUGGAACCCGUUCGUAACCCGGGGACUACCUGUAUAAGUUUUGUAAAAUGUUGUUGAGUGUCUUGAAGAGCACUUUGAAAUAGAAUGUGUUCUAAUUUGAAAUACUUUAAUGCUGGCGUUGCCUUUGUUAUUGUUUGUUCAAUUUCCAAACAUCAUCUGGAUGGCUUCAGGGAAGAUGUGUUUAUUAGUCUUGUGCAUUGUGAUAUUUUCCAAUCUGAUUCAUUAUACAAUUACUUGACCUCUUCAUUAUAACUAUGAAAUGUUUUUGUUAAUUACUGACUUGUUUUUUUUUCAAUUUCAUUUAGUGUGAGCUAUUUUUAGAGCUCCUCUCUGUUCUACAUAAAAAUAAACUUUAG